AUGAUGAUGUGCACUUAUGUUUGGCGGAAUUUAAAUGAGGGUUACACGCAGAAAAUGUGUGGUUUGGCUGCUUCAUCAUUGGUCAUUCUCGAUGACGGCAAAAUAUUAUCGAAAUUACGACGAAAAAGUGUAACAAAUGAAUUGAACACAAGCUGUAGUGAAGAGGGCAAGUCACAGGACUAUGUAUUAGUACCAACAUGUACACCUCCUCUACUACUUAAUGAAUCAAAUGACUUAGAUGAAACUACGACCCAUGAAAUAUCCACAGUUAAUGAUUCGACCAGUAAGCUGAGAAAGCGAGACAAGAAACGAACGAUGAGUGAGAGUGAAGUGGACGAGCUUAUGAGGUUGGUUAGAAAAAGUGUUGUGACCAUAGGUCAUCACCAGUUUCACAAUUGGAUUAAAUGA
This is a messenger RNA of Loa loa (African eye worm), 408 nucleotides long. RefSeq lists its product as hypothetical. Lineage: Eukaryota; Metazoa; Nematoda; Chromadorea; Rhabditida; Onchocercidae. Bases 1 to 408 code for a protein of 135 amino acids. The record is from RefSeq and is a predicted model, not a curated record. The transcript is spliced from 3 exons.